Molecule: messenger RNA, 1977 nt
Organism: Ctenopharyngodon idella (grass carp)
Lineage: Eukaryota; Metazoa; Chordata; Actinopteri; Cypriniformes; Xenocyprididae
Product: properdin
Exons: 13
Coding region: 336-1664 (442 amino acids)
Source: RefSeq, a predicted model, not a curated record
UGAAAAAACAGUGCACAUUUUUCUGCACUCGGUGGGGAAACGGUGGGAAAAGUAGCACUUCUGCCUUUCCCAAAACAGUCAGAUUAAUUGCAAUCAUUGAAGUAUAAAACUUUACAGUGGAAAAAAAUGUCUUUCUGGUCCAAGUAUAAAGGUCUGCGGAGGUCUUGUUGAGAAAUUCUUUUUGACCGAUCACCCCCUGCAAGGAUCGGAACUCUUUAAGAUUUUUGAAAGUCACAGUUGAGGCAGGGUGUAACAAACCACUCGCCACAGUAUCUUGAACUGACACUGCCCUUAAGUGUGUGAGAAUCCAAAAUUUCCAUCACACUGAUUCAGCUAUGAAUCUGAUCUUGUUGGGGAUUGUGCUCCUCGGGAUUUAUGUGCAGCAAUCAGUUUCACAGAAGGUGCAGUGUCAUUCAGCAUUUUCCCUUUCCACUGGGAAAUGUGGUAGUCUGUUGGGUGUGGUUGAAAAAGACUCCUGUUGCAUGAACCCCAACUACGGCUACACAAAAGCAGAUGGAAAGUGUAGGUACUGUGGGCCAGCGGCAUGGACUGAGUGGUCUUCCUGGGGCGAGUGCUCUGUGAGUUGUACAGAGGGAGUAACGCAAAGGCAACGGUCUUGUUAUGGAACUGGUAGUUGUUCAGACAGUGGGAAACUAGGAACUGUUCAAACUAAACCAUGUGAGAAAAAUAAAUGCUGCCCAGUGGAAGGUGGCUGGUCAGAGUGGGGAAAAUGGCAGCCCUGUUCAGUCACGUGUGAGAAAGGAAUAAAAAAAAGGCAAAGGACCUGCUCUAACCCAAUUCCACAAUGUGGGGGCUCCUGUAGGGGUGAACAGGAAGAAAUUGCCUCUUGCGACACUGAAGUAAUCUGUCCGACUCAUGGUGGGUGGUCCAGUUGGGGAAGCUGGGGUCCCUGUCAGUCUACUUGUAUUGAUGAAGGACACAACACUCAGAAAGAACUUCGUAAAAGGACUUGCACCAACCCCACUCCAUCCACGGUUCCACGUGGUAGAGACUGCGAGGGCUCUGACACAGACACCCGCCCUUGCAGCGGACUACCUUUCUGUCCAAUUGAUGGAAACUGGGGCCCUUGGUCAGGUUUCGCACCCUGCUCUGUGACGUGUGGAGUGGGCCAGCAGAUACAAAGACGGUCGUGUGAUUCUCCUGAACCCAGACAUGGUGGCAGACAGUGUAGAGGUGAAGAGCAAAAACAUGGUGUCUGCUCCACUGGUGUCCCCUGUCCAAUACAUGGGAUGUGGUCCGAAUGGAGUGAGUGGGGUCGAUGUAGACAACCUUCCACUAGAGUAAUCACAUGUAGAAACAGGGAAGGAAAACGAAGGAGAGAGAGAGACUGUGUUUUUAGAGAACACGGGGGAAACUUCUGUGAUGGAGAUAUUGUUGAACACGGCAGCUGCUAUGACAUUGAGGGCUGUAAAAUGCAAGGCGUCUUAUCAGAGUGGAGUGAGUGGAGUUAUUGCAAACCUGACUGUGGGCCAGACUCUGCACAAACAAGAGAAAAAAAGUGUCUUCCUGACAUCUCUGAAUACCGUUCCCAAGACCACAGUAUUUUCUCAGGGGAGCCAAUUGUGAACUGUAAGGAUUUGAAAACUGAAACCGAGAGAAGACCAUGUAAAAAUGUCCCUGAGUGCAAGGAUGAGGAUGAUUGAGCGCAGAGUCCAGACAAGAGGACCAGUCACUGUACUCACCAGCAGUUAAAGAACCUCAACGUGCCAGGCUGUUCUCUUAUGAAACAUGCUACCAACAGAAAAAUACUUGCUUUGUUAGCUUUUGUUAUAUGGAUUGGAUUGAUUGCUGAUUAAUGCACGCUUCCGUAAACUCUACUUUGCUGACACAAUAAAGUAUCAAAGUAAUGCAAGAUCAUGUAGUGUAUGUGAUAAAAUGAUUGAAUGCUGAUUAAUGCACAAGUUUGUAAAAUCUGCUUUGCUGCCACAAUAAACUAUUAAAGUAAUGCAAUGUCAA